GAACUAAUUAAAUAUCUGCAACAUAAUAAAUAAAAACAUCAAAAAUAUAAAUUUAUAUAAAUCAAAAAAAAAAAAAAAAAACAAACAAACAAGAAGCUGAAAUGAAACCACAAAAAAAUAUAUUAAUCGGUGUCACGGGAAGUGUGGCGACUAUAAAGCUACCAUUGCUAAUCGAAAAGAUACUGGAAUUCGAGGAAGAUUAUGUCAUAAAUAUCAAAGUAAUAACUACAGAGCAUGCUAGGCAUUUUUUCGAGAGUACACUAUUGCCAGCAAAAGUAAAGGUAUUGAUUGACGCUGCCGAGUGGUCAAUGUGGCAGAAGCGCGGUGACUCCGUAUUACAUAUAGAUUUGGGAAAAUGGGCAGACAUUUUUCUUAUCGCACCACUCAGCGCCAAUUCAUUGGCGAAAAUAUCAACGGGCAUUUGCGAUAAUCUGUUAACAUGCGUGGUGCGUGCCUGGGAUCUGCACAAACCGCUGCUCUUCUGUCCGGCAAUGAACACACGUAUGUACGACCACCCCUUGACAUAUGAACAAAUAAGCAAGCUAAGAUCUUGGGGAUACACUGAAAUUCCUUGCAUAUCAAAGAUGUUAAUGUGUGGUGAUAGUGGCAAUGGUGCAAUGGCUGAAGUAACGACGAUCGUCGAACGUUUAAAACCUUUUUUAGAAAAUUCAUAGCUCUCAAAUUGUAUAACCACGGGCAUACAGCCAUUAGACCAGAUGUAAUAAUUGUAAGAUUGUAAAAAUUAUAAGAAUUGUAAAAAUCUCUUCUAAUAUGUUCAUGCGUACUGUACAGUGCAGUGACGUCAUUCGUGGACGAAGAGAAAUUAACUACAAAAGCAAUAUUAUUCAAUAGGAAUAUACCUUUGUGCAUACAUAUACAGAAACUUAGUACUAGAUUAACAGCCAAACUAAAGAAAUUUCAAAUACCUGUUAAAACGCUUUGUAAAAAGAGAUAUAUCAUAGAGCAAAAAUAUUAUUUGUAUAUGAAUGCAUAUUUGAAUUAUUGUAUUUAAAUAUAAUGUUAACAGAUUGCCUUGAUCAUAGUAGAAUAAAUUUAUAUCAAAUCUAAAAUAA
Molecule: messenger RNA, 1073 nt
Organism: Ceratitis capitata (Mediterranean fruit fly)
Lineage: Eukaryota; Metazoa; Arthropoda; Insecta; Diptera; Tephritidae
Gene: Ppcdc
Product: phosphopantothenoylcysteine decarboxylase
Exons: 3
Coding region: 102-674 (190 amino acids)
Biological process (GO): coenzyme A biosynthetic process
Cellular component (GO): phosphopantothenoylcysteine decarboxylase complex
Molecular function (GO): FMN binding; phosphopantothenoylcysteine decarboxylase activity
Source: RefSeq, a predicted model, not a curated record